AACAGCCAUUUUGUAUCAGGAAGUACUGACAAAACCCGAGCCUCUUGUACGAUUUCCGGGUGUGAUAUAUUACCAUUAACUUAGCAGCCGAGAAGCCAUCUCAGUCAGAUAUGAAUUGUAUAUGGAGGCAAGAGUGAUAUUCGGCACUGAAACUUAGCUCCAAGAUACCAUUUCUUGGAUGUUGUAAGAACUCUCCUACCGCCAUCAUUCCACUCAGAUAACAAGAGGGAGACCGAGUAGGCUGAGAGAGGGAUCUAGAUCAGGGACCCUCUGAAAAGAUGCCACCACCACCCCCGCCGCCCCCGCCGGGGCCCCCUCCCCCACCCACCCUGAACCAGGCCAACACAACCAAGCCCAACCUCUCCAAGAACGAGCAGAAAUCCAGAGGAGCGCUUCUUGGGGACAUUCACAAAGGAAUGAAACUCAAAAAGACAGUAACGGUCGACAAAAGCAAACCUGUGCUAGGUCCAUCAAAACCUAGUGGAGGAGGCGGAAUAGGAGGAGGAGGCGGUGGAGGAGGAGGAGGGGGAGGAGGAGGAGGAGGGGGAGGAGGAUUUGGAGGAGGAGGAGGAGGUGGAGGUCUUGGAGGUUUAUUUGCAGGAGGAAUGCCCAAAUUGAAACCAUCAGGAAUGAGAGGAGGAGGAGGUGGCAGUUCAGCACACUCAAACGCACCUUCAUUACAUGCACCUUCAUCAAACCAUGUCAAUCAUAGCAACAGGGGCCCAUCUACGUCACCUCAACCCCCAAGACACAAUUUUGGUAACAGUGGUGGAACCAGAGACAACAAGCCAAGCGGCGGACCACAUACGUCACGCCCGUUACCCCCUCCCGUCGGGGGCUCACGGCCACUGCCCAGCCAACCAAAGAACACUCACAAUCCAGUGUCAGCCAGAAUGAGUAAUAAAGGCAGCAGUAAUGGGCACGGGGCAGACCGGGCACCACCCCCUCCACCCCCAAAUAGCAGUAGACCUCCAAGACCCCCUUCCACAAGUUUCCCCCCACCACCUCCAUCAUUAUCAUCCUCAAAACCCUCAAGUAAUAAUUUUCCACCACCCCCUCCCCCUUCGACUAUACCUUCGAGGAAUAGUAGAGCGCCCCCGCCCCCUAAGAGAGAUCCCCCUAAAGGGUCGCCGGCCCCGCCUCCACCCCCUCAGGCGAGGCUCGAUAAUAAACUCUCCAAUGGUCCCAGUACAGGUCCACCACCGCCACCGCCUUCAAGGCCGCCCCACGGUGGCAGGCCGCCCCCACCCCCAAGAGACAGCGCCAGGCCGGGGAAUGCACCACCACCACCUCCGCCUUCCAGAAGUCAGGGCAGGCCUCCGUCAACGUCAAAUUUAUCGUCGAGGGCGCCACCACCGCCGCCAAACAGAACGUCAACCGGUCCAGGUAGUGGCCCUCCCCCACCAUCCAGGGAUAGACAGAGACCGCCAUCAAUAGUGGGUUCAGGACCGCCCCCACCACCACCAUCUAGAACACCAAGAAGUCCCCCUGCAAGGGAUUCAGGAAUAAUGAAUGGAACUGAUGAUUUUGAAGGUCGGUUCAAUUUUAAGUCAUCCUCACGCUUCCCUAAUCCACCAGCUUUCAAGAAGAAUCAAAAGACAUAUCCAAGCAAACAACCAAAUAGACAAAACUCCGCUAUGUACUUUACAUCUGAUCAAGCGAAUGCACAUUCCAACGGUACAAAGAGAGGGCAACCCCCAGCACCCCCAAGACAAUAGGAUCUUCACUUUUUUUUCUGUAGCUUAGGGAUAUUGAUGCACUGGCUCUCCAUUGACAGAAACUACCAGCCCUUGCCUUGCCCAACCAUCCUGACAAUGCAGUACCACCUAAGCUGGUAAAAAAAUACAACAUGAAGGAAGCACUUGGCAAGGGUCCAUUUGGAGAAGUUAUGCCUGCGGGAGGCCUAUCCGGUGGAAGACAGCCAAAAAGAAACUUAUGACAAGAAUAUUUUAUAGUCUUCAUGUAUAUAUAUAUAUGCAUUGGAGGUGCGUCAAGUCAGCAAGAGCAUAUACUACUAUAUUUGAAUCUUUCUAAUACUCAGAAGAAGUUCAAUUAUUUAUCUUGCAAUAUUCCGACGAUGUGUCUUAAAACAAGAAUCCAAGAAGAACCGAACGCUAUGCAGGUGAUGCGGUGGAUGUAACGCUGUUCGCUUAUUCUGAGACAUUCUCGGAUGGUACACGGCCUCGUUGUAGGCCCACUGGUUCCAAACAACCAGCAAAUCAGUAAUUGAGAUCGAAGGGAACAAGUCCCGGAGAUUUUUCAUGAAGAGUUCAAUGUGACUCAAAGUCAUCUCGCACGAGUCCCAAUGCACUAUUUAACAAAUGAUCUCAUUGGUAGGUUAAUCAGUAUUGGGCACCGACCUAGCAUGAUCUAACCAAUGUGGUGACUUGUUCUUAAAGUUUGACUUCAAACUCAAAACUCCUUUCCACGCUACAGAAGUGGUGUAUUCAUGGGAAUGCACUAUUUCAGGCAUACCGUACCACACUUUGGAAAAGGCAUACAGAUGCCAUUUUGAUAGACAUGUAAGCCGAUGGUUGAUGCAUUUGCAAAGCCAUCCAUGUAUGGAAUACUGGAACAUUCUAAUGCAAUGGAUAGGAUCUAACAAUAAUGAAAUCUGAUAGAAAUAAACUAAAGAAUGGAGGUAUAAAAUUGGUAAAAUGAAGGGGAAUAGAUAGCUCCUAACCCCCUUACCAAGAAUAUUCCAGGCUAUUUUAGAUAGGGUUGCACUUCUCAGCAAGAAUACUCAACAUCUCAACACUUCUCCUACCACAUCAGUGCAAUCCCCACCCCCAUAACCAUGGAUAGGGAAGAUGAUGUAAAACCACUGACAUUUCUUUCCUUCAGCUUUAAAGCCAAUUAAUUAUGAAUUUAAAGGGCUAUUCUUUUUUCUGAAAAUGACACCCUCAAUAAACUCGUGUGCAAACUAUAAGGUUCAGACAAGGUUCAAACAUUGUUUCUGCACUUAAAUAGAAUGUCACUCAAAGAUUUGCUGCUUAAUUUCUAUUUUGUCUUCCAAGUGAAUGCAAAGAAUUCAAUACUUCUUGAUAAAAACUUUAAAAAAGGCUUUCUUUUCAAGGAGAUUAAAACUGAAAAUACAAGAAAACAAAGAUAUAGUUCUU
This is a messenger RNA of Lytechinus variegatus (green sea urchin), 3119 nucleotides long. Its product is annotated as WAS/WASL-interacting protein family member 1-like. The transcript is spliced from 7 exons. NCBI's taxonomy places the organism in Eukaryota, Metazoa, Echinodermata, Echinoidea, Temnopleuroida, Toxopneustidae. Bases 279 to 1718 code for a protein of 479 amino acids. Gene Ontology annotation, molecular function: actin binding. The record is from RefSeq and is a predicted model, not a curated record.